AAUUUGACGUACACUAAAUACGGUUUACUUUCCGAGUUAAAGGCCUUUGUCUAGUAUAAAUUCGCAUUAGUAAUUCCGUACUUGUAGGAGAAAACAUUACAGUUUAAUUUUUUUUUAUCGUAUCGUCUUUUUGAAUCGGUAUAAGAUAUAUAAUUUGAAUUUUCUACCAAAAGAAUUUUCGAUUAUGAAAUCCUGCUUCAAGACUGCGUGUUUACAAGCAAUACAAAUUCACAUUUCAUGACAACAAAAGAAUGUCACGUCCAGCAGAACCAAAGUUACCCCCUCCAAGGCAAGCAGAAUUUCUGUUUGAUGACUGGACAAUAAAAGUGACAAAAAGCCAUAUUAUGGGGUCUCAGUGCGAGGUUCAAGGUGGAUGUGAUGAAUCCCUGGAGCCUGAAAAACUAUGUAAUCUUUGCCGAUAUGAGCAUAUUUUACGGCUUCCAUCCCUACCAGAUAUGGUCUUUGCAGACAACACACUAAAAAUCUCUCAUAAGGGGGGAGGCAGCAUUAAGUUCAGUGCUCUGGAUGCUCUCCAGUGUGUGAAUGUACAUGAGGAAAACCUACAGGUUGCACAUGCUGAAGCAUGGAAAGAGGCAAGGUCAGACUGUGAAUUUGCCCAGAAGGUUGUAAAACCUUAUGACUGGACUUUCACCACUGACUUCAGGGGUUUAGGGGGGGAAAUUUUCCCGAGAAACUUCUGGCGAUUUACCUGGGGGAAAUUCGGUGUAUGCCUUAAACUUGAUAUGGUAAGAUUUGAAGUCAGUCAUAAUGUUUGCUGGAACGACAUGGUAAGAAUUUCGGACGUGUCUGAUCACAUGAACACAUUCGUGGUGGAUACGAUAUGUAUACCUACUUGUAAUCAUAAUUCCUUUCAGGUUGAUGCCUCUGUAUACAAAGAUCCAGAUGUGGUAUGGCAGCAUCUUCCACUAGUGACAGAAACAGUUGAUAAGUUAGUUGUGGUAUAGUAGAUUUUAUCUAUCAGUGGCAAAUUAAUGAAGUUAUAUAUUUUUUUCCGUGCCCCCCCCCCCCCCCUUAAGAAAAAUCAAGUUUGUUUUUGUAAAGGUAUGAUUUGUUUGGGGAAGACAGACACCAUUUAGCUGGGAGCUUAGUAAGAUUCAUGACUGCAGUAUAUUUCUGUUUACUGGUAUUGUGUUCUAGCAAGUUUAUGGUAAAGCAUUUUUGAAGUACAUAAGUAAAAUUAGUAUGCAGUCUCAGAUUGUAUGUACAAAAUUGUCUUUUUCAUUAUGUGCUAAAGGUGUGAAUAAUUUAUAGAGAGAGUUGUGAAUAGAAGGAUCUCAUAUCACAUCUUAUCUUGUUUUCUUAUGAACCCAAAUGAAGUUUGUUUCAUAAUUUUCAGGACUCCCUUGAUUAUACUCAAACACUAAUUCCAAAUGUAAAAUAAAAAAAAAUCAUUUUUAUAGGUAGGACGAACAGAAAAAUUGGUUUGACGUUGAGUUUAUUUUUAAACUGAAAAAUUAGCAACACUUUCAGGCUCUUGCCAUAUUUGAAAUAUACCCAAAAUCUUAAGUUUGUGCAUUGAAAUACAUGGACCUCAUCAGUUUUUUCCUUCAACACCAGUAAAAUUAUAAAGGAUGAUGCACAUAAUUAUAUGCACAUAAAAAAAUUACACAAGUUCAUUCAUAAAUGGGGCUUCAUUAUAACUUACAUGGCAAUGAUGGCUAAAACUUAUUAGUAUAAUUCAAACUAUAGUGCACUUGUGCAUCAUAGUCAGGAACAAUGUAUAAACAGAAUAAAUAGAAACAGCAUUUUCUUUCCUCCAGACACUUUCUCCAUACUUUAAUAAAAGCAUCUUUCUGAUUGAUUUGUGCCUUCAAUUACAAAGUAAAUUACAGAACACUGGCCUGUUUUAGAGAUAGAAAUUUAACAAACAAUUAAUUAAAUGACCCAAAUGGACAUGCAAGUAUUCUGCAAUUGCUUAAUUAGUAGACUCACACUACAUACUAGGUAUAAAAAUGACACUGGUUAAGGGAAUCACUUUCAACUCAAAAGAUCCAUUUUGCUUUGUUUCUUUAAUAUGACAAGAAUAACAGUGGUAAAUUCCCUGUAAAUUAUCCUCUUACUAUAAUAAUGGCAGCUGACUUAUUGAAUUAAAGAAAAGGUUUGCUUUUUUCAGAAGUAGAAAAUUAUCUCCCAAUAAAAUGCUUCCACUCUCUCAUAUGUCAGAACAAAUACCAAAUUGAAACAGUUGUAUGCAAAACUUUCAAAUCCUUAAAUUUAUAUAAAAUUAUAUUUGAACUUUAAGAUAGAAGUGUUAAAAGUACCAAUAUGAGGCUUCAAUUAACAUAUUGUGCAGUUAAGAAAUACCAUUUGUUUAUGCAACAUGGUAUCCAAAAUACUUCAAACAAUACCUUGUUACAAGGUUGGUAUUUGCUUCAGGCAAUAAAUUGUACAUUAUUUUGCAUGGUUUCAGAGAACAUGGAUAUGAAAAAUAAAUUUAAAGAAUAACAUUUUUUAAAUGUAUAUAUACUUUACCAUUUGUUUAUGGAAAUGCACAACAUUCAUAUCUUUCUAUAUUAUUGUAAUUUUUCUUUUCAAUCAUUUUCCCUGUUAUCAAUAGUCAAGAAAAAUUCAUUAAAAAUAUUUAAACCUCUCUACAAACUUCUGACUUGUCUAAAUAUUAACCAAAAUAGACUUUUAAUAAUCAACAAUAUUAGGUAUUACAAAAGAUUCAGUGAAAUUUCUAGAAGCAAUUGGAAGACUGAAGCAUUUCUUUCAGUUGCAGGACGUCUACUGCAAAGAAUUCAUCUAAAAAUUAUUAACAAUGUAACAGCUUUUAACAAAAAUGCAACAUCUAUUCUCCUGUACAUAACAUUCAUAAAGGACUGCAUAUGAACAUUAGAGACAGCUUAGUGACUAAAUCAAACUCUGAGUAGCAUUGAAAAGGCAAGAAAACAGUUUACAAAGAGCAAAUUUCUGAAAAUAAAUGCAUGUACAUCAGAAAGCAACUUUUUAAAUUGAACAUGAAAUAAUGAGCAAUAAUUUAUGAGAUAUAGAGAUUAU
Molecule: messenger RNA, 3021 nt
Organism: Penaeus monodon (black tiger shrimp)
Lineage: Eukaryota; Metazoa; Arthropoda; Malacostraca; Decapoda; Penaeidae
Exons: 8
Coding region: 252-965 (237 amino acids)
Biological process (GO): TOR signaling
Cellular component (GO): cytosol
Source: RefSeq, a predicted model, not a curated record